AUGUCCGGAAACAACAUCAAAGUCGUUUGCCGUUUCCGACCCCAGAACAAGCUCGAGAUUAGAGAAGGUGGUGUCCCCAUCAUUGACAUCUCUGACGAAGGCUCCUCAUUGAAAUUCAACGGCAAAGAAUACAAUGGCAACUUUUCAUUUGACAAGGUGUAUGGCAUGAACACUGCCCAAAAGGAUAUCUUUGACUAUUCAGUAAAGUCGAUUGUCGAUGAUGUCACGGCUGGUUACAAUGGCACGGUGUUUGCUUAUGGCCAAACAGGUUCUGGAAAGACCUAUACCAUGAUGGGUGCCGAUAUCGAUGAUGAAAGUACCAAGGGUAUCACACCACGCAUUGUUGAACAAAUCUUUGCAAGCAUCAUGGAGUCGCCUAGCAACCUUGAAUUCACCGUACGUGUCUCGUACAUGGAGAUUUACAUGGAAAAAGUGCGAGAUCUUUUAAAUCCUUCACGAGAGAACUUGCCGAUCCAUGAAGAUAAACAAAAGGGUAUCUACGUCAAGGACUUGCUGGAAGUAUACGUUGGAUCAAGUGAAGAAGUAUACGAAGUAAUGCGUCGUGGUGGAAACAAUCGUGUGGUUGCCUAUACGAACAUGAAUGCCGAAAGUUCAAGAAGUCAUUCCAUUUUCGUCAUCACCAUCACGCAAAAGAAUGUCGACACAGGUGCUGCAAAGAGUGGCAAACUCUACUUGGUCGAUUUGGCGGGUUCCGAAAAGGUUGGCAAGACCGGUGCAUCAGGUCAAACACUCGAGGAAGCCAAAAAGAUCAACAAGUCGCUGACAGCCUUGGGUAUGGUCAUUAAUGCCUUGACGGAUGGAAAGUCGAGCCAUAUCCCCUAUCGUGAUUCCAAGCUCACUCGUAUCCUGCAAGAAUCACUUGGUGGUAAUUCUCGUACGACACUCAUCAUUAAUUGCUCGCCAUCAUCCUACAACGAAGCUGAAACGUUGUCGACAUUGCGAUUUGGUGUACGUGCCAAGACGAUCAAGAACAAGGCCAAGGUCAAUGCCGAUUUAUCACCUGCAGAACUCAAAGCUGCUCUCAAAAAGAUCAAGGCUGAAGCAGUUACUUUCCAAACGUAUAUCGCUGCUCUCGAGGGUGAAGUCAAUGUUUGGCGUGCAGGCAACAGUGUUCCCGAGGAAAAGUGGGUCACCAUGGAUAAGGUCAGCAAAGGUGAUUUCAAGGCUCUACCUCCUGCACAAGGUUUCAAGAGUCCCGUGAGCGAGGAGUUGUCGCGUCCUUCCACACCAGCCAUUGUUCUUGAAAAGGAUGAACGUGAAGAGUAUAUGAAACGUGAGAAUGAGCUCAUGGAUCAAAUUGCUGAAAAGGAAACUGAGAUUGCCAACCGUGAAAAGCUCCUCGAAUCACUCAAGGAAGAGAUGGGCUAUUACAAGGAACAGGAGCAAACAGUGACCAAGGAGAAUCAGCAAAUGACGUCUGAAUUGAGCGACCUGAGACUUCAGCUUCAGAAAAUGUCCUAUGAGAGCAAAGAGAAUGCUAUCACUGUCGAGUCCUUGAAGGAAGCCAAUCAAGAUUUGAUGUCUGAAUUGGAGGAACUCAAAAAGAACUUGGCCGAGGUGCGCAUGGCUCACAAGGAAGCAUCCGAUACGGAUAAGGAAAAGAAAAAGGCUGAAAAGAUGGCACAAAUGAUGUCUGGAUUUGAUCCUUCGAGCCAAAUCAAUGAAAAGGAGCGCCAAAUUCGAGAUGCACUCAACAAACUUGAUGGUGAAAGCAUGUCCAAUGAGGAAAUUGCCAGCUUACGCCGUGAACUUGCCGAAUCCAAGGUGUUGCUUGAACAACAUACCAAGACGAUUAGCGACUUGACGUAUGAAAAAGACAACAUGGAAAGCAAAAAGAAUGACUUGGAGGGUCGUCUCAACACACUUGAGCAUGAAUACGAAGAGUUGCUUGAUAAGACCAUUGCCGAAGAGGAGGCUGAAGCCAAGUCGAGAGCUGACAUUGCCGAUACCAUCACCGAUAUCAAGAGCAAGCUCGAAGCAACCCAUGCUGCCAAGAAAGAAAUCCAACAAAAGGAAAUUGAGGAUCUCAAAAAGGAGCUUGAGCGCAAGAACCAAGAUCAUCAGAAACUUAGCAGCGCCAUGACUGAUCUUAAGGCUGCCAACGAGCAACUCCAGGCUGCAUUGGCCGAUCAAGCUGCACCUGCACCUGCCACUAAUGGUGACCUUAGCGAGAAAGAAAAGGAUCUUGAGCGCAUGCGUAAAUCGAUGGCUCAACAGCUUGCCGACUUUGAAGUCAUGAAGAAGGCAUUGAUGCGUGAUCUUCAAAGCCGCUGUGAACGUGUGGUUGAACUUGAAAUGUCGUUGGAUGAGACACGAGAGCACUACAACAAUGUCCUUCGAACAAGUAACAACAAGGCUCAGCAAAAGAAGAUGGCCUUUUUGGAGCGUAACCUUGAGCAACUCACCAAUGUGCAAAAGCAGCUCGUUGAUCAAAACGCAUCGCUCAAGAAGGAAGUGGCCUUGGCUGAACGCAAGUUGAUUGCUCGUAACGAACGUAUCCAGAGCCUUGAAACCUUGCUCCAAGAUGCUCAAGAGAAGCUUAUUACACAAAACCAAAAGUUCGAGACCCAAUUGCAAGCUGUACGUGAACGACUUGAGCAAGCACGUUCUCAACAAAAGACACAAAGCCCCAUGUCAGCAUUGAACUUUGGUCGUAUCGCCAAACCUCUUCGUGGUGGUGCUGUUGUUCCCGAGAAUGGUGGCGGAGACUCACCUACUCGUGAUAAGCGUACAUCGUGGAUUGCUGGUUUCAUGAACUCGUCUCGAUAG
Lichtheimia ornata is the source of this 2790-nucleotide messenger RNA. RefSeq names its product kinesin heavy chain. The record is from RefSeq and is a predicted model, not a curated record. Lineage: Eukaryota; Fungi; Mucoromycota; Mucoromycetes; Mucorales; Lichtheimiaceae. The transcript is spliced from 12 exons. Gene Ontology annotation, molecular function: ATP binding; microtubule motor activity; microtubule binding. Gene Ontology annotation, biological process: microtubule-based movement. Bases 1 to 2790 code for a protein of 929 amino acids.